Aspergillus piperis CBS 112811 is the source of this 795-nucleotide messenger RNA. RefSeq names its product cupin domain-containing protein. The transcript is spliced from 2 exons. The record is from RefSeq and is a predicted model, not a curated record. NCBI's taxonomy places the organism in Eukaryota, Fungi, Ascomycota, Eurotiomycetes, Eurotiales, Aspergillaceae. Bases 98 to 496 code for a protein of 132 amino acids.
UCAUCAGCCAGUUUCUCUGACGGGUCACUCAAUACACAGCCUAAAGCGAAAUUAUAAACUCAAGCGUGCUUGAAGUUAAACCCUCAAAUACGCGAAAAUGGAAGAGCCAACUUAUGAUCAGAGUCGUCCCAUGCCAGCCCUAGAACUUGUCUAUGUACACAAUAUCGUCAACUGUCCGGGAAAGACAAUCGUUGGCCUGCGCGUGGAUUUCCCCCCAAACGGAUCGACUCCACCCCAUCGACACGGCGGCGCUUCGGUCUCUGCCUACGUUGUUAGCGGCACACUUCUAAACAAGAUGAAUGAAGACCCAAUGAAGGUGAUUCCUGCAGGAGGCUCUUGGUAUGAAGCCCCGGGUUGCCAUCACCGCAUCAGUGACAAUGCCAGUUCGACAGAGCCGGCCACACUCAUGGCUGUUAUGAUAUUGGACUCGGAGGUAUACGAGCGCGAUGGGAUGUCAGCGUUGUUUCAGAUUGAUGAGGAGUACAAGCAAAAUUAGAGUCGUUAAUUAGGCCUAACCGCCCUGACACUAAGCAGUAGCUGAGGUGGCGGGUGAUUGUGUUGGAGUUGAGCACUUACAAGGACUGAGGUCAAGAUCGUGAUGUGUAAUGGGCCAUAUAUCCAUAUCUUUCUUAUAUGUAAUGGAUUGUCAUCUCUCGCGAUUUCGGCUAUUUCUGUCCCUGAUGACAGCUUCCAUCAGCAUUUACCCCAGGGUGGUAUGAACUGGUCAACCUGGUAAAGCGAUGACUUAAGAGGAGAGAGAACGAACAAUGGGGGAUGGAGCACCCAUGUCUGAGC